Platichthys flesus (European flounder) is the source of this 2238-nucleotide messenger RNA. RefSeq names its product leucine-rich repeat, immunoglobulin-like domain and transmembrane domain-containing protein 2. The transcript is spliced from 3 exons. NCBI's taxonomy places the organism in Eukaryota, Metazoa, Chordata, Actinopteri, Pleuronectiformes, Pleuronectidae. The record is from RefSeq and is a predicted model, not a curated record. The coding region runs from base 33 to 1712 and encodes 559 amino acids. Gene Ontology annotation, molecular function: protein binding.
CACAGGCCUAUUCCACAUGCUCCUCCGGUAAUAUGGAGGCAUUUUAUGUCACAUUACGCAUCGCUCUGGUAUUUUAUGUCAUCGCCCCUGGAUCAUCGAGUUGUCUGACCGGCUGCUCCUGCACAGAUGAUAUCUUUGGAAGGUCUUUACUAUGUAUGGAAACCUCCAUGGGACACAUCCCAGAGGACAUCCCACACGAUUUAAGGAAGGUCCGUAUUGAAAACUGCCACCUGACCGAGUUACAGCAAGGAGCUUUCUCUAAAGUUAGUGCCUUGGAGUUCCUCUGGCUCAACUUCAAUGAGAUCACCCUGAUGAACAUUAAAAGCCUGGAGGGGCUCGCCAACCUGACGGAGCUGAGGCUACAAGGGAACAAGUUGACUUCGGUGCCCUGGACGGCAUUUCAGGAUACGCCGAAACUCAAGAUUUUGGACCUGAAGCACAAUCGACUGGACGUCCUACCUGAACACGCUCUGAGGAACUUACCCGUCCUGACCUAUUUAGAUUUAUCCGUCAAUCACCUUAGCGUCAUAUCAAAAGAUGUCUUCAUUAACUGGCCUCUCUACCAAGCAGCAGGGAGAGCGUGGGAGAAAGAAGGGCUGGUCUCCAAUGUGGUUAUUGCGCUGCAUGACAACCCCUGGUUGUGCGACUGCCGCCUCAAAGGCUUUGUUGAAUUCAUCAGGACCAUCAGCACUCCCAUCAUCCUGAUGAACUCUUAUCUGAAGUGCUCAGGCCCCGUCUCCAAAGCGGACAAGUUUUUCCACGAGAUCCAGUUAAAAACAUGCAUGCAGCCCGUGGCCUCUGCCCCGGAGACUAACAUAACUUUACCUCUCGGGGCAAAUGCAACGCUUACAUGCUUAGUCAAGGCCAGACCAGACCCGACCAUUCAGUGGAUGUACAGUCUGAAGAUUAAAAGAGGAUUUUCUGUAACGGAGAAUCACAUCGAUGCAGAGACCGUCGCCUCCCAGCUGGUCAUCCCCUCCCUUCACCUGGCCGACCGCGGCCUUUACACCUGCAUGGCCAACAACUUCAUCGGCAACUCCUCUGUGAGCAUCAUGGUCGACAUCCCUUCGUCCAACUCCUCCGCCCCUCUCCCUCCGCCUGUCCGCAUGUUGUCAUCCGGUGACAACGCCUUCAUUGAAAUGCGCAUCGCCAAGCAGACGGUGUACGGCAUCACCCUCGAGUGGUACGCGGCGACAGACAACCCUUCUGAGACCUGGUUCACCAUCCACUUUGGCAAAUAUGAUUCACCUAAAAAGGAGACGAUCUACAUCGGCCCCGGCAUCAACAGCUACUCAGUCAGCGACCUGCUCCCCGUCACCAAGUAUGAGGUGUGCGUGACCCUGAAGAACCACCCGCCGCGGGAUGGCCAGUGCAUCGUGUUCGUGACGGGAAAUGACAUCAGCGAGCUGGAGCAGAGAGAGAGGCUCAUCCACAUCAUAGUCAUCGUGUGCGCCAUGGUGCUGGCGGUGCCGGCCGGCAUGUACGCCUGCACCACAGAGGCCAGGUUCAACUGCGUUGAGCGCUGUGUGGAUCUGUGGAGGAGGCGCAGGAGGCACGGAGGGAACCUGCAGGGAACGGAGAGGCAGGGCACCUUCGACAGCCUGCAGGCGACCAGCGAGGAAGGCCUGUGCAAGGACUCGGAGGAAAAUCCGAAAACGAGGGGGAAGGCUGAGGCUAGGCCCAAAGGAGGAAGUGCGGCUCAUCUGUAUUAGAAUCAAAGUCCAACAUUAUGUUUACCGCGUUAGCUCAUCUUUUACUGUUACAUUUAAGCUCACUACUACACCUUAUUUUCUGAAAAACCCUAAACCUAGCCCUAACCCCAAACCCUUAACCUGAGGUAUUCAUUUUCCAUAAUAACUACGUUUGCUGUAGAAACGUGACUUAAAUGCAACGGUAAAUAUGGCAGGUUGCAACAUUGUGUAGAAAGACAUCCUGUAAAUAGUUUAAAUUUCUGAAAAUUUUAAAUAUCAAAAUGGAGAGGCCUUUCUUCCUUAUUCUAAGGAUUGUUAAUAUCUGUGUUAAUGUUCUUGUACAUAAAGUGUAUUGUAAAAUGUAUUGAUAUAAUAUUUUCUUUGUGUCACUUUUGUUUCUGAAUGUGUUGAUACUGAAUACAGAGACAUGCACUUCUAAAUAAUAAAAAAAAAACAAUGGGUAUAUUUCACUGUUAAAUUCACCAAAUAAAAUUCUAAUAGAGCUUAUUAUGUGUGAGUUUAUGCUUCAGAGGACUUAUGUUGGGAG